GCGGUGUUUUGCGUUGUGGCACUGAUUUACAUGAGUUCAGGAAGUACUGCGGCACUUGGCUGUUGAAUAUGAUUCUCUUAAAACUGCUUAUGUUCACUCUGACUUUCUAUGAACUCGUUCAUUUGGAUGCUAGUGAAAAGAUUUGCCCAAAAGGUCAAAGAGUGGGUCAAAAUGGUCGUUGUGUCACCUGCCAUAAGGGAACUUACCAGAUCACGAAUAAUUACUCCGGACGGUGCCAGGGAACUUGUACAAAGUGUGAUGAAGAAUCUGGGAGCUUUACCAUAAAGGAGUGCACGGAAGAGAAUAAUGCAGAAUGUCAGUGCCGUAGUGGAUUUGUUCCCAGCGACAGCGAUUAUUCCACUUGCAGAUGUGAUAUUGGAUUUGGACUAUCUAUUAACAAUGGACGUAAAGAAUGUUCAAAAUGUGAACAUGGAUAUUUCAAUGCACGGAUCAACUCACCCUGCAAAAAAUGGAAAGAAUGUAAAUCAGUACGAACCCCUGGAACCACAAAGUCGGAUGUCAUCUGUAAUAACACUUAUGCCACUACACAACCUACACCAACCAAAACAAUUUCUAUAAUUAAACUCCUAACAUCGCACCGUCCACAAGAGGGGACUGAAAAUCAGAAGAUACAUUCUACCACCACCACCACCACUGCCACCACCACUAAAUCAUCAUCUGCCUCAGGACAUCCUGCCACCCCAAAUGACAAAGUGCAGCCUUCCUACCCUUCAACUACUGGAAACUACAUUGGUAUGGCCCUCCUCAUAUUUGGAAUUGCUGGGCUGCUUGUACUGACCGCUGUGACCUGCAAGCUGCACAUUACUCCUUACCUUGAGAAACAACCAGCAGAAGCAAAAAACGAGUCGUGCCGGAGGCCUGUUGAGGAGAGCGGCGAUGGCAGUCUGUCCCCUCUCAAACCGAACGCAGAAGAGCCCUAAGGUGAAGCUGUCUGUCAACUUGUACUGAAAUUUCAAGAUCAUGUAAUCAUCUUAUGAAUAAUAUCGGACCAAUCGGUUCUAUUUUCCUCAUUUUUUAUUUUAUUUUACUUUUUGUUGAAAAUACAUCAGAAAAACUAUUUACUGUAUCUGUGUUAUAACAGGUCUGGAGUUUGGUCAACAUUUGACUUGACAGCCCACUGACUCGACUUUAAGAAAUAUGAAUAUGAAAUAUUUGUAUGUAUCAUACCUCACCUCUUGUCAUUUAACUGUAAGUCAGUUAAAGCUAAGUAGUAAGGUUUUACUACUUAAGGGGUCAUGCCUUCUUUAGUAAGACAGUUUAAUUGAUAAUUCACUUUCUCUGUAAUCUUUGUAAUCUUGUAAUCUCUAAUAUUUAUCACAAAUUGGGACCUACGUUAUCAUCUUACUAAAUGCCUUAAAGCAAGGGUUCCCAAACUCUUCCAUGCCAAGGCCCCCCAAAUAGCAUUAGCUUAUGGCCGGGCCCUCCCUAACCUUUUGCUAGAUGUCUUUAAAAACCCAUUGACAAUACUAUAGCAAAUGUAUAAAAACAACUUCUGAAUACUUUACUUUUGUUAUUGCAAUGCUAACUACAUUUGUAUUUAGAUUGUUUAAUCAUCAUAUUCAAUAUUUCUUUUUUGUGUGUGUGUGUCUGGGUGUAAGAGUAUCCAAGUGUGUAUGUCUGGUUGGGGGGUGGGCUUGGCGGCUUCUGGCGAAAGAGGGAAGGCAUCAUAGGAAUCUGAGCCAGGAUGGAAUAGUCCUUUCUUACAUGCAGGCAGUAGUUAGGGAGGGAAAGGGCCUCAAAUGUCACAUCUCACUCAGCUUCUCCUGUGACUUUAAGUCAUGACUCAGACUAAACCAGGGGCUCAGGGGUCUUUAACUCAGUUUAGAUGGGCGUUUUCAAGGUCAGGGACUCCUAAUAGACUGGAUCAGUCGAGAGAUGCUUGUAUGUAUACCCUUAUAAUGUGAUCUGCAUCACUGAGGCAAGUGAUAAGUUUCUGAGAAAUAUAUAGUAUACCAGUGAUCCAAACUAUUAUGAACUGCUGGAGAGCCUUAGAAAAACAUUUUACUUUAUGCAUGUAAUCUCUCUGUUUCUAUUUUUGUCAUGUUUUGUUUAUUCCAUUUUGUUCCACUGGUAGUGGGUCUGUUAAACUGAGAACAGUAAAAAAAAAAAACAUGCUUUCAUGCUGAUAUGUGGGGUUGGGGAGGUCCCCUAGUAGCGCUAAAUGUGUCUCUUUUUCCCACUGAGAGAUACUUUCGCUCAUGUUUUCAUAUCAGCCUUUGGAAAGAUUGAUGUAAAUGUGAGGACUUUCAUGUUGUUUAUACUUCACUGGAGUUUUUCCCAGAUCAGUACACUCAGAGGAGUUAUGAAAGCAUGCCCUCAUUACUUUUAUUCAUUUGUGUUUUGCUCAGAGAUCAGAUACACAAGCUUUUAAUUCACAGGUGGCUUUUUGUGGCUGUGUGACUAUGCACGUGGAAAAAGCUGCAGCUUUGUUCCAACUGUUUGAUAUUACUGUUUUAUAUUAUUAGCAGUCAAAAGUACUUAAAAUAUCAAAAGUACUCGUUUUGUAAAAUAAUUGAUUAUAUGUUAUAUCAUAUACUGUAUAAUGUUGUAGUUAACUAUAAUGCAUCAAUAUGCAACCAGCAUUUUAGUGUUGACACUGUUAAAGUGGAACUAGUUUCAACAUUCACUGGUUCUCAGUCUAUAGGUUGGGCCCCUCCCAAAGGGUCCAGAGAUAAAUCAGAAAUUUAUUUUUAGUUUUUUAACUUCUCUAUAUAUUUGUUGUGAAAUACUUUAAACAGUCUAUAGUAUAGUAUAGUAUAGUAUAGUAUAGUAUAGUAUAGUAUAGUAUAGUAUAGUAUAGUAUAGUAUAUAGUAUUUAAAAUAAAUAUGAGUUUUUAGAGGAAUAUAACAACUCAUAGACAUAAACUCAUUCAUUGCAUAUUUUUAUGUAAAAUAUUCACCUGAAAAGUAUCAGUAACUACACUGUAUCUGUCCAUUAAAUGUAGUGUAGUAAAUAAUACUACUAGUAAUGCUCAUUAGGAACAAGUUCCUAAAAACUGUUUUGAAGAACUUUCUGUUUCCUCUCUGACACUUGUUCUCUGUUUUCAAAGUGCACUGCGAUGUCCUGAGAGUGUGUGAAUAAAGAUUUCCUAAAUAAACAUGCUUUUUUUGUACAACUAA
Molecule: messenger RNA, 3141 nt
Organism: Larimichthys crocea (large yellow croaker)
Lineage: Eukaryota; Metazoa; Chordata; Actinopteri; Sciaenidae
Product: tumor necrosis factor receptor superfamily member 9
Exons: 7
Coding region: 69-941 (290 amino acids)
Biological process (GO): regulation of cell population proliferation
Molecular function (GO): protein binding; signaling receptor activity
Source: RefSeq, a predicted model, not a curated record